CCGUUGCCUCCGCCCGCCUGCGUGUCGGUGUGACUCGCCGGCCGCCGCCCCCUCAGCCCCGGCCCGGUGGCGCUGCGUCUCGGGGGACCCCUGGGCUGCGACCACUUCCCGGUGGCCGCCGCGCCGCCUUCUCCUCUCCCCGACCUGGCCGCGGCCUUUGGCUCCCGGCCCCUGCCGAGCCGCGGCGACUCGGAGGGGCGAAGCCACCGGGGCCCCUGGCCCUGCCCUGCUCACCUGCGGCCCCUUCCUCCCUGCAGUGGCUUCCUGACAGCUUCGCCAUGGAAGGCGGCGGCGGCGGCGUGCCUUCGGCCAGCCGGGCGGGGGACGCGGAGACGGACGUUCCUGAGAGGGAAGACAUUCGUCUUUUGGCCGAUGAAAAAUUUGACUUUGAUCUUUCGUUGUCUUCUUCAAGUGCAAAUGAAGAUGAUGAAGUGUUUUUUGGACCUGUUGGACAUAAAGAAAGAUGCAUUGCUGCCAGCUUGGAAUUAAAUAAUCAAAUUACCGAGCAACCUGUCUUGCCAGUAUCUGAAAGUUGCGUUACUUGGAGCCCUCUCGCUGGGGAGAAGUUUGUGGAAGUGUAUAAAGAGGCACACUUAUUGGCUCUGCGGAUAGAAAGCAACAGCAGAAACAAAGUGGCCCAAGCUGCCCAGCCCACAGACCCCUGGAGCCAAGGGGUGGAACAAUUUGUGCAGGAAUCAAAAUUAAAAAUAAGCCUCUUUGAGAAAGAAAAGGAAAUGAAAAAAAGCCCCAAAUCGCUUAAAAGGGAGACAUAUUACCUGUCAGACAGCCCCCUGAUGGGACUGCCAACAUCGGGCAUGUGGCCUCCUGCGGGUGAGCCCCUACUGCUGGACUCAUCCCUGGGCCCACCAAGUUCACCUGCCCAGACUGGCCUGGCCCCGAUGCAGGGCCCGCUGCAUCCUUCUCGGCCUUUGCCGGGGGAAUCGAGUACUGCUCAUCCUCCGAGUCCGGCAGUGACUCAGAGAAAAGUCACCAGCAAAUUGCAGCUGCCCCGAGCUUCAUCUGUUAGAGGAAGACACAUCCACUUGGCCAUGGAGAAGCCCAAGAAAGAAGUACCAGCUAGUCCUUCCAGGACGAACAUCCCCAAUGGAAAGGAAUGCCGCAGGGAUGUGCCCCCUGACAGACCUGCUCUGGGUGCUGCCGGCCCAGCAGCCAGCGGAAGCCGCUUGGUCCAAGGCAAGCGAUUGCUCCCUGUUCCUAACAAGCUGGGGCUGAAGAAGACCCUGUUAAAACCACCUGGUUGUGCUGGCAGUCUCACAAGGAAGUCGUCUUCCUCAGGGUCUGCUUCAAGUGGCGCGUCCAGUGCGUCUGCAUUGCCAGCAGUAGGCAAAGCUAAAUCAAGCGAAUUUGCAAGCAUGCCUGCAAACAGUUCCCAGCCUCUGUCAAGCAACAGCAAGGCAGGCAAAGCAGGGCCUGCCAUGCUGCCGGCAGGCGCUGCAGGGGCGCCCUCCCAGCAAGCCAGGCGGGUGGAUGUUGAGCUGGCUGCAGAGCAGCCCACAAUGCCCCCUGCAGCUUCUCCCACCCAGCCCCAGACUCCAGAAGGCGGCGGCCUGGGCGUGGACUCUGAUUCCAUUUUGUCAAAAUCUUCUCAACUGAAUAAAACUAGAAGUAUGAGAAGGCGAGAUUCCUACCUAAAUUCCAAGACAAAGGUUGUGCCUACUCCUACAAGUCAGUUUAAAAUUCCCAAGUUUUCUAUUGGUGACUCCCCAGACAGCGUGACGCCGAGGUUCUCCCGGGCUCAACGGCCGCAGUCGUGCACAUCGCUUGGCAGGGUCAUGGUCCAUAGCACUCCCGCUAGACAUUCAUCAGAGACAGCCGCACCCACCCUGCUGAGCAGCAUAGGGACACCCCUGAGUACAAGACGGGGGUCAGCACUGCCCACGCCUGCCAGCCGACGUCUCUCCAGCCUCCCCCUGAGGGCCCCUAAAACCAUGCCCAGGGCUGUGGCUUCUCCCCUGCCUGUGUGUGCUCGGCGACUGUCCUCUGAGCCCCGGAAAAAAUCUGCAGUGAGAACUGACCCAACAAGGGAGGGCAACAGAGAGGUUGAUGCCAGGCAGGCAGACUUGUCACCCGAUGGAAGUUAUUCUCCUCCAUCCAGUGUCCCUCAGGCACUUAACUUUUCUCCAGAAAAAAGUGAUUUUACUUUUUCAAAAAGCAUCACCACGGAAGCAGCUCUGGAUGAAGCAAAGCCAAGUGCAGCGCCCACCCUGAGUGAGGCUCUUGUAGAUAUCACUCUGGACCCGCUGACCACCACUCCCAGCGCUGAGCCCAUACCCCUCGUUGACGUCCCUCUCAUCGACUUGGGCAGCACCCCCGACGCAAGUGGGCCUGUGGGGCCUGAGAGCAGACCUCUGAUCGACCUCAUGAUGAACACUCCAGACAUGGGUAGAAACGUCCUGGCAAAACCCUUACAAGCAGUAGGGCAGCUCAUAGACCUGGGCUCGCCUCUGAUCCAGCUGAGUCCUGAGGCCAACAAGGAAAACGUGGAGUCGCCGCUUCUCAAGUUCUGAGUAGGACAAAACCCUUGCCUUCUCCUCUUUGUUAAAAGAACAGCUAGUCUUAAAGUGGUUUGCAACCCCUCUAAACAUAUUUUAGUAGACAUUUUAUUUGAAAAGGGAUAAAACCAUAAAUACAUUCACUGUGUCUGGAGCAGGGGGCUGCGGUGUUGGGGCUCAGUGCCAACCCCUGAGGUCUCCACCGCCCACAGUCCCCCUCUGCCCUGCCUGUCACUGGGCUGGAUCACAAAGCUGAAGUCACUCUACAUGAAAAACUUUGUUUUGAAUCUUUUGUAUAUAAAAUGGCAAGUGACUAUUUUUAAAGUUAAGUGUAUAUGUAAAGUUAAAUAUUCUAGAUUUAAAUGAAAUUGUAAAAUAAAUGGAAGUAUAUUAAAACAC
Molecule: messenger RNA, 2912 nt
Organism: Microcebus murinus (gray mouse lemur)
Lineage: Eukaryota; Metazoa; Chordata; Mammalia; Primates; Cheirogaleidae
Gene: GTSE1
Product: G2 and S-phase expressed 1
Cellular component (GO): cytoplasmic microtubule; microtubule cytoskeleton
Molecular function (GO): microtubule binding
Source: RefSeq, a predicted model, not a curated record